Cucurbitaria berberidis CBS 394.84 is the source of this 840-nucleotide messenger RNA. RefSeq names its product scytalone dehydratase. Lineage: Eukaryota; Fungi; Ascomycota; Dothideomycetes; Pleosporales; Cucurbitariaceae. The transcript has 3 exons. Gene Ontology annotation, biological process: melanin metabolic process. The coding region runs from base 183 to 722 and encodes 179 amino acids. Gene Ontology annotation, molecular function: scytalone dehydratase activity. The record is from RefSeq and is a predicted model, not a curated record.
CGACGCCAUGGAUGGCAGAGGUGUUUGCAGAGGGUGCCCCUUGUGUAAGGAAAUGAUGGAUAUAAAGACCGUGGACGAGAAUAUUGGAGGAGUAGAAGUGCAGGAUUGGCCCGCAACAAGAACAAUCUCGGUCCACCGUUGAAGCCUAUAUCGAAUCCACCACCACCACCACCACUAUCACCAUGUCUCAGCAAAAGUGGAAGCCAACCUUUGAUGAUGUAAUGGGUUGCCAGUCAGCAUGCUACGAGUGGGCCGACAGCUACGAUAGCAAGGACUGGGAGCGUCUCGGCAAAUGCAUUGCCCCAAGCCUGAAAAUCGACUACCGGUCCUUCCUGGGCAAGAUGUGGGAGGCCAUGCCCGCGGAUGAGUUUGUGGCCAUGGCCUCUGACCCCGCGGUGCUGGGCAACCCCCUCCUCAUGACGCAGCACUUUAUCGGCGGCACACGGUGGGAGAAGACGGCCGAGGACGAGAUGGUGGGCUACCACCAACUGCGGGUGCCGCACCAGCGGUACACGGACGAGAGCCGCACAAAGGUCGCGGUCAAGGGCCAUGCCCACAGCUUCAACACGCACUGGUAUAAGAAGGUCGAGGGCGAGUGGAAGUUUGCUGGGCUGAACCCGGACAUUCGGUGGUUCGAGUACGACUUUGACAAGGUUUUUGCAGAGGGGCGAGACUCGUUUGCAGAGGCGCAGACUGCGAGCGGCAUCCCAGCGGAGGCUUGAUGACCAAGGAUGAGGGCGCCCAGUGUGUUUGUUUACGAGGAUACCUACCACGACUUUUGCAAAUCUGAAGACAUGGGGCGUUUACGAGCGAGUGAGCCAGACAUGACGCUACCAAAGA